GGUGAGGGUAAAGGGGGAGGGUGACUCGAGGCCUCUAAAUGCGCCUUCGCCUCGCGUCUUUUGCGGCCGCGUGGAGCCGCAGCGGCUGCGAUCCGCGUGUCCCCGUCCCUACGCCGCCGCGGAAUGGCAGCGGAAGCCUUCAAGGGGGGGCUCGGGGCGCCUCGGACGACGCAGUCUCCAGGGUAUCUUCGGCGUCCACCAACGGCCUGGCGACCCCUGCGUCGUCUUUGGUAGCGUCCACCCCAAUGGCCUGCGCGGCCGUUUCAAAGUCCACCAUUUCGGUCGGCGCGUUGGUCGCGUCGCCCACACCUUCGGCGUCCACCGCUGAGAGGUCAUCGGUUACCGUAACCACCGUGUAUCCUGUGGAUGACGGUGCAUCUACCGACGCCUCGUUGGAUAUCCUCAGCCCUCCCUGCGUAACGUUGACAGCAGACGCCGCUGUCGCCAGCAGUGCCCCAUUGUCCAUCGCCUGCGCAUCGGCAUUCACCGCCUGUAACGUGACUGCACCCUGCAACAGCAGUAGCACCGUCGCCAGCUCCGCACCGUCCACCACCUCUUCUAUCACCAAAACACUCGUCCCACAGUUAACCACCAACAGCAGCUUCAUUGCCUCCACAACAAUGACCACCACCAUCCCGAUGUCCACCACUACCACCACCACCACCGUCACCUCCAUCCCAGCGUCAACCACCGCGGCGACCUCCACCCCAGCAUCAGACUCGCUGUCCACCACAACCACCACCGCGACCUCCACCCCAGUGUCCAUCCCGCUGUCCACCACCCCAAUGUACACCACCACCAUCGCAACAUUCACCCCACCGUCUACGACCACCACAACCACCGCCCCCUCGUCCACCCGCAGCCUACCCGCCCCAUCGCCUCGCUCCUUCACGGCGACGCACUUCUCCGAGACGGAAUUCGUCCUCCACGGCUCCCUGCGCAAGGUGCGCCCCUACUACGCGGACGCCACGGCGCGCUGCAAGGCGCGCUGGCUCGGCCUCUCCCUGCGCCAGCUCUACGAGCGCGAGUUCCACUCGGAGACCGUGGCCUCGUACGAGGCCGCGUGCGCCGUGGGCCGCCUCACCCUCAACGGCCGCCGAACCCACCUGGACGCCGUGCUGCGCGACGGCGACACGAUCCGCCUGCGGACCCACAGGCACGAGCCGCCCGUGAGCUCACGGCCCGUGGUGGUGGUGGCCGAGGAGCACGACUUGGUGGCGGUGGACAAACCCGCGUCGCUGCCCGUCCACCCGUGCGGCCGCUAUCGCCACGGCUCGCUGCUAUUCGUGCUGGGCAAGGAGCGCGGCGUGUCUGGGCUGCACACGCUGCAUCGCCUCGACCGCCUCGCGUCGGGCCUCGUGGUGUUCGCCAAGAGCAGAGAGGCGUCCAGGAGGGUGGAUGAGCAGAUCAGGCAGAGGCUGGUGCACAAGGAGUACUUGUGCCGCGUGGUGGGCGAGUUCCCGGCGGGAGAGGUGGUGUGCGAGGAGCCACUGUCCGUGGUGGAGGGCCGGCUGGGCGUGAGCCGCGUGGACCGCCUCGCCGGGAAGCCCAGCCGCUCGCUGUUCCGCCGCCUGCGUUACGACGCUGACACUUGCGCAGGCGGCUCGAGCUUGCUGAGUUGUGUGCCCGUGACGGGACGGUCCCACCAGCUGCGCGUCCACCUGCAGAGCCUGGGCUUCCCCAUCCUGCUCGACCCCGUGUACGGGUCGCCGGCAUGGGCCAACGGAGCGCCACUCGUCGACGUCCUCCGGCGCAUCGCCGACGAGACGUGCGAGCCGUCUGCGCGCUCGCUGGUGGAGCGGCUGGGCGCUGCCGAUGAAUGGGCGUGGGGGCGAAUCCCACCGGGCCCUGGUGGUGUUCGUGGAGGUGGUGGUGUUAGUGACGUCGCGAGUGAGGCUGUGAUGGCGGAGGUUGUGUGGCCGGAGAAAGACCCCAUCUGCAGCGAGUGCCGGCUGCAGCGGCCAGACCCAAGGCCGCGAGACCUGGGCAUGUGCCUGCACGCCCUGCGCUACAGUGGGCCUGGUUGGGGCUUCGAGGUGCCCAUGCCGGAUUGGGCCGCACCUGAUUGGACUGAAGACCUCGCGGCAUUUUAAAGUUUGACAGUCGAGAACUGAAAAACUCUCUCAUCUGGUUAUGAGGGCAUUUUUGUCCAAUAUCCAUUCAAGUUUCCCAUGUAUGAUCUCAAUUUGGAAAUUAUUUUGGUGACAAGGUCAAACAUAGAAUAAAACACGUUCACUAUAAAAAUGUGUUGUACGUUAAUGGCUGAAAAUAUUAAAGAACCUGGUUUCUCAUCUCCUUUAGAAUUCGCCGGCUAGCGUCGUGACCUACCAUCUGCUGUCCCCUCUAUUAUGCGACUCGCACUGUUGUACAAAAAAUAUGGUUUUGCAUGUUGACGCUAAAUAAAAAUUGUAACUAUG
Messenger RNA from Petromyzon marinus (sea lamprey), 2417 nucleotides. Its product is annotated as pseudouridylate synthase RPUSD2-like. The record is from RefSeq and is a predicted model, not a curated record. Lineage: Eukaryota; Metazoa; Chordata; Hyperoartia; Petromyzontiformes; Petromyzontidae. Gene Ontology annotation, molecular function: pseudouridine synthase activity; RNA binding. Gene Ontology annotation, biological process: enzyme-directed rRNA pseudouridine synthesis.